CCCAACCGUCAGAUUGAGGCAACACCUUUCACGAAUUCCUCACUACCGUGUGAACACCAUGGCUUUGGGUUGCCUUGGGUUGGGGUAUUUGCCUUACGGCCGGGACGUGGAGAUGUGGACUUAUGGGCUGCCUUAGACUGUAGUCCCACUUCCGCGGAAUUUCCUUCGUGGUGUUGUGCAACCAAGCUACCACCAACGACAGACAAGCUUUUAUGAAAAGCAGGCAAAUGCGGAUAAGCAAUGACGAGGACUACAUUCUCAGCCUCGAUGUUGCAUCAUAGCCCGCCGCUGGACAAUGCCCUCGCAACAUCUCGCGAGGCUUGCUGGAUUGAGUGUGUUCUAUGCUGAUCCGAUUGGCCCGUAUGAGAUCGACGAGGCCACCAGCCUCGUGCACAUUUCCCUUCCUGGACAUUUUGAGGACCGAAGCCUCCGCUAACAUCUCAACCGGGUCCACUUCUGACUGCGAGGGACCCUGAUAUUCAUGUUGGGCGGCCAGUAUGCCAGAGAACGUGUCUGGCUUGACCUGCUCUGUAGGUAUGGAAAGAACCGCCCCAUCUGAUACUGCUAUACCGACUCAGCAAUGCGGUGAACCUAAAGGCCGAAAGAGCAAGCAAAGCAGUACGUAUGGACAAGGCAUAUAAAGGCCGAAUUGUCCUCCAUGCAGCCAUCAUGGUUCAAACAACAAACCCGUUCCAAACCACUCUUCAACCGCCGUCGCCGAAACUGAAAUCCAAAGCGACAUGGAAAUCAAGAUGCACGCUUUCCACACCUGUUUCCUCAUAUUGGGAAUAAUCUACAAUUCACUGGCCUACGAUCUCACAAGCUAUGCUCCGGUGCGCACAUCAUGUCCCAACCGUCGGCAAUGGGUCCGUCCGGCGCAAGGCUUGUCUUCGGAAGAGGCGGCUUGGGUGCAAGGCCGUAAACCUGUUGUUCUUGAUGCCUUCAGCGCAUAUCUGAAGAGGCUUAACAUCACCGACUUGGAUGUCUCUGGAUUGGUCAACGCCAUGAAGAAGGACAACAACUCUGGCGUCCCUAUCAUCUCAAUGGCUAUCAGCGGAGGUGGCUGGGGUUCUGCAAUGACAGGCAUCGGCAUAUUGCGCGCGUUCGACGCUCGAUUCGCAGACGCCAUCAACGAGCAAACCGGCGGGCUGCUUCAGAGCAUGACAUAUAUUGCUGGGUUGUCGGGCGGAUCGUGGCCGGUCAUGUCCCUUUCUACCUACAACUUUCCAUCCAUCAACGACCUGGUCGCCAACUGGCAUACCGACAUUGAUCGCUCUACUGCAAACAAUAGAGUGUACGCCGCAAAUACGACAUCUCUAUUCAUGGACGUUGCGGCCAAGUACGAGGCAGGGUUCAAUGUAAGCGUACCAGAUUAUCUCGGUCGCUCAUUCAGUUAUGAGGUUUUGCCUCCUCCCAAUGGAGGCUUGAACAUCACGCUUUCCAGCAUCACCAACCUGAGCAACUUCAAAAACCAUUCCAUGCCUAUGCCUCUUUUCCAAGCCAAUCGCCUGACGGAUGACGACAUUGAGUUUUUCGGCAUCAAGGUGCCAUACGGCAACAGCAGCAUUAUUGAGAUGAACCCAUUUGAGUUUGGAGCCUGGCAAGGAUCGGCCGGCUCCGCGACUGGGUUCAUGCCAACAGAGUACCUGGGAACGGCCCUCCAGAACGGCAGUUUGAGCAAUAGCUCCGAGUGUGUGGUAGGAUAUGACAGGGCCAGUUUCAUGAUGGGCGUUGCAGCGAGUGCCUUCAACUUCUGGUACAUUGAAGCGCGUUCAAAUGGGACUUUGGCGUCCUUUUCCAAGCGAGCAGUCCAAUUGGCAGAUCCUGCUAAGCACCAGAAUGGCAAACGAACAGCCAUCUCCCCAGCCGAAGUGGUCGACGAACUUCUGGACUCGUAUCAAGAAUAUCUGAACCUGUCCACCACCGAAUCCAUGUACCCGUCGGUCCCCAAUCCGUUUGCCGGUAUGCAAGAAUCGAAUGGCCCCGAGCCUUCCAGCCUCCAACUUGCAGAUGGCUCUGAAGCCGGCCAAUCCAUCCCGUACUAUGGGUUGAUCCAGCCUUCACGACAGUCGGACUUUAUCAUCUCAUGGGACAGCGACAGUGACCAGCCUCCAUUCAGCUGGAACAACGGCACCAACAUCUACAACACAUACCUCCAAGCUCGACGGAACGGCCUUCCGUUCCCCGAAGUGCCGCCUCCCUCAACGUUCAUCAAGCGCAACUAUACCAGCAAGCCGGUGUUUUUCGGCUGCGACACGCAGUACACCACCACGCACAACACCUCGAGUCCUAUCGUGCUGUACCUCACUAAUACCCCUUAUAGCGCAUACACCAACUACACCUGGUACCAGGACACGUUCACGCCGGUGCAGAUGCAUGAGAUCCUCGUGAACUCGUUCGAUAUCGCUACGCAGGGCAACGGCACCCUGGAUGCCGAGUGGGCUCAGUGUAUUGGAUGCGCCGCUAUCGAUCGCAGCAUCGCCCGUCUGGGAAUCCAGCGCGUCGACCAGUGCGAAAAGUGUCUGCGACAGUAUUGCUGGGAUGGCACCUAUGAGAACGAGGCUGAUAUUCCACUCGUGGAUCUGCCUUUGAAGCUUUAUCCGAACGUCACUUAUGCGGAAUGGAAUGCCACGCACGGAUGGGACGAAAACUAAAGAUUAAAGCUUCUGCUCUCUUGAUCUGGAAGCAGUGGAGUGAUAUUAUGGUUGUGCGGAGUUGGGUCGACACGGAAAGGAAAAAGGGCAUAAUAAUCAAAGAAUGGUAAUUCAAUGCAGGGAAAUACCGAUGAAACUGAAUCGAGUUUCUAACACGGACGAUAACGCUGGAGCACUGUGCCGAUUCACUAAUAUCAUCCCAUACAUACUGUACCAGCUACCUUACAUCGCAACCAUGACUUCAGCAGGCUGGUACGAGAACACCCUGAAAGCCAACCAAUGUCGUUCCCUUACAUUUGCACUCUAAAUCCAUGUGGUAUUCUUUCAAGACCAACUCCACCGACAGGCACUUGUCAUCCGCUGCUGCCACACGUUCACACAGGUAACUAGUAUCGAUACCAACCCCGACCAUCCUAACCAAUCUGCCACCAAAAGGCACGGGACGGUGGAAGAGCCGCGCUUGGACUUCAUGCAUGCACGCAUGCUUGCAUGUUUGCUUCCCUCCCUGCCAAUAAUAGUCACAACCUGAACCUCUUGAUACUGCCCAUCGGAUGCCGAUUGAUGGUCGAUUCAAAUCCCCGGACCACAUUGGAGAGUCCAAUGGAAUGCCCUGCCGUGCCAUGCUCUGCACUCUGCUCCGGCUGCUUGUGGACUUUAUCCGUGCGAGAAGGGCCAUCAGCUGCUCAAGUCUCGAGCUGAAACAAUACAGUACGCCGGAGAGUCGUGCCAGUACCCUGAAAUCUCUCAAUAGGACGCCUAUGACCAUGCUGUGAUGCGUGACUUGGGUCUGAAUCUCUCGCGAGCCAAAUCGAACCUCGUCUCGUGCAACAAUGCAGCCUUCGGAAGCUCAUGACUGAGUCUUAUAAGGGGCGCGAUAGUGGUUUGGCCGGGAAUGGAGUGCCAACCCAACCUCUCGCGGUCUCGAUCGUCCAACAGCAGUCUUGAAGCCUUUUCAAGGAGACUAGAGGACAUGCAACCGAGACUUCCACGUGUUGCACGGCAGCCCUCUCAGAGACGAGCAGUAGAGGGAUGACUCGGGGUCUUCAUCCAGCUUCGAGCCUUUGACUCAACUCGCCAUUGCCUACUCGCUAGAGUCCUGCCGUGAGCUUUAAGCGGUUUUCUCUUUCUCCUUCUGCUUUUCCUUUUCCAUUUCUUUCUGCUUCUCCUUCUCCUUCCGCUCCUGCUCCUCUUUCUCCUUCUCCUUCUUCUUCUGCUCCUCAGCCGCCGCAGCGGCCUUAUCGGCA
Molecule: messenger RNA, 3898 nt
Organism: Exophiala dermatitidis NIH/UT8656
Lineage: Eukaryota; Fungi; Ascomycota; Eurotiomycetes; Chaetothyriales; Herpotrichiellaceae
Product: lysophospholipase
Exons: 5
Coding region: 741-2654 (637 amino acids)
Biological process (GO): glycerophospholipid catabolic process
Cellular component (GO): cytosol
Molecular function (GO): A2-type glycerophospholipase activity
Source: RefSeq, a predicted model, not a curated record